GCUGCUGCUGCGGCCCGGGGCCCUCGCCCGCCCGGUGGCAGCGGGAGGUGUCGCCGGGCCAGACGCGCGGGGGCGGGGGCAGAGGCGCCGCGAGCAAAGUCCAGGCCCGCGGCUGCAGCGCCCGCGUCCUGCCUGCCACUCGGCCGAGACGCGCGGGGUCCGAGGCGGAGAUGGAUCUCGAGGCGGGCAGGAACGGGACGGCCCGGCGUCCCCGGAGAGCGGAGGGCGACUUGGAGCUGGGCAGCAGGAGCAGCAGCAGCAACCAAGACAAGAAAAAAAUGAAGAAAGUGAAAUUGAUUGGACCAUUAACAUUGUUUCGAUAUUCUGAUUGGCAGGAUAAAUUAUUUAUGUCCCUGGGCACUAUCAUGGCCAUAGCUCAUGGAUCGGGUCUCCCCCUCAUGAUGAUAGUAUUUGGAGAAAUGACUGACAGAUUUGUUAAUACUUCAGGAAACUUCUCCUUAUCAGUGAAUUUUUCAUUGUCAAUGUUAAAACCAGGCAGAAUUCUGGAAGAAGAAAUGACUAGAUAUGCAUAUUAUUACUCAGGAUUAGGUGCUGGCGUUCUCAUUGCUGCCUAUAUACAAGUUUCAUUUUGGACUUUGGCAGCUGGCCGACAAAUUAAGAAAAUCAGGCAACAGUUUUUCCAUGCUAUUCUACGACAGGAAAUAGGCUGGUUUGACAUCAAAGACACCGCAGAGCUCAAUACAAGGCUAACAGAUGACAUCUCCAAAAUCAGUGAAGGAAUUGGUGACAAGGUUGGAAUGUUCUUUCAAGCAGUAGCCACGUUUUUUGCAGGAUUUAUAGUGGGGUUCAUCAGGGGCUGGAAGCUCACUUUGGUGAUAAUGGCCAUUAGCCCUAUCCUGGGACUCUCUGCAGCUAUUUGGGCAAAGAUUCUCUCCGCAUUUAGUGACAAGGAACUAGCUGCAUAUGCAAAAGCAGGUGCUGUGGCAGAAGAGGCUCUGGGGGCCAUCAGGACCGUGAUAGCUUUUGGGGGCCAGAACAAAGAACUGGAAAGGUAUCAAAAGCAUUUAGAAAAUGCCAAAAAGAUUGGAAUUAAAAAAGCUAUAUCAGCAAACAUUUCUAUGGGCAUUGCCUUCCUAUUAAUAUAUGCAUCAUAUGCAUUGGCCUUCUGGUAUGGAUCCACUCUAGUUAUAUCAAGAGAAUAUACUAUUGGAAAUGCAAUGACAGUAUUUUUUUCAAUCCUGAUUGGAGCUUUCAGUGUUGGACAGGCUGCUCCAUGUAUUGAUGCUUUUGCCAAUGCAAGAGGAGCAGCAUAUGCGAUCUUUGAUAUUAUUGAUAAUAAUCCUAAAAUUGACAGUUUUUCAGAGAGAGGACACAAACCUGAGAGCAUCAAGGGGAAUUUGGAGUUCAAUGAUGUUCAUUUUUCUUACCCAGCUCGAGCUAAUGUCAAGAUUUUGAAAGGCCUCAACCUGAAAGUUCAGUGUGGGCAGACAGUGGCCUUGGUUGGGAACAGCGGCUGUGGGAAGAGCACGACAGUCCAGCUAAUUCAGAGGCUCUAUGACCCUGAUGAGGGUACGAUUAACAUUGAUGGCCAGGAUAUUCGGACUUUUAAUGUAAGGUAUUUAAGGGAAAUCAUUGGAGUGGUGAGUCAAGAACCUGUGCUCUUUUCCACUACCAUUGCUGAAAAUAUUCGCUACGGCCGUGGUAAUGUCACCAUGGAUGAGAUAAAGAAAGCCGUCAAAGAAGCCAAUGCUUAUGAGUUCAUCAUGAAACUGCCACAGAAAUUUGACACCCUGGUUGGGGACCGGGGAGCACAGUUGAGUGGGGGGCAAAAACAGAGAAUUGCCAUCGCUCGGGCCUUGGUUCGCAAUCCCAAGAUCCUGCUCCUGGAUGAGGCCACCUCAGCCUUGGAUACUGAAAGUGAAGCUGAGGUCCAGGCGGCUUUAGAUAAGGCCAGAGAAGGCCGGACCACCAUUGUCAUAGCACACCGACUGUCCACAAUUCGAAAUGCAGAUGUCAUAGCUGGGUUUGAGGAUGGAGUCAUUGUAGAGCAAGGAAGCCAUAGUGAACUAAUGAAGAAGGAAGGAGUAUACUUCAAGCUUGUUAACAUGCAGACUUCAGGGAACCAAAUACAGUCAGAAGAAUUUGAGGUUGAAGUCAAUGAGGAAAAAGCUGCCACAGGUUUGGCCCCAAAUGGCUGGAAAUCACGAAUAUAUAGGACUUCUACACAUAAAAGUCUUAGAAAUUCACGAAAGCGUCAAAAUGGUCUAGAUAUGGAAACCAUUGAACUUGAUGAAAAUGUACCACCAGUGUCCUUUCUGAAGGUUCUGAAACUGAAUAAAACCGAGUGGCCCUACUUUGUAGUGGGAACAGUAUGUGCCAUUGCCAAUGGGGCACUUCAGCCUGCGUUUUCAGUCUUAUUUUCAGAGAUGAUAGCGAUUUUUGGACCAGGGGAUGAUGAAGUGAAGCAACAGAAGUGCAACAUGUUCUCCUUGCUUUUUUUAGGUCUGGGGAUUAUUUCUUUUUUCACUUUCUUCCUUCAGGGCUUCACUUUUGGGAAAGCUGGAGAGAUCCUCACCACCAGGCUCCGGUCAAUGGCCUUUAAAGCAAUGCUAAGACAGGACAUGAGCUGGUUUGAUGAUCAUAAAAACAGCACUGGUGCACUUUCUACAAGACUUGCAACAGAUGCCUCCCAAGUUCAAGGUGCCACUGGGACCAGGCUGGCUUUAAUUGCACAGAAUACAGCUAACCUUGGAACUGGUAUUAUUAUCUCAUUUGUCUAUGGUUGGCAGUUAACCCUUUUGCUACUAUCUGUUGUACCAAUUAUUGCUAUAUCAGGAAUUGUGGAAAUGAAAAUGUUGGCUGGAAAUGCUAAAAGAGAUAAAAAAGAACUAGAAACUGCUGGGAAGAUUGCAACAGAGGCAAUAGAAAAUAUUAGGACAGUUGUGUCCUUGACUCAGGAAAGAAAAUUUGAAUCAAUGUAUGUCGAAAAAUUGUAUGGUGCUUACAGGAAUUCUGUGCGGAAGGCACACAUCUAUGGAAUUACUUUCAGUAUUUCACAAGCAUUUAUGUACUUUUCUUAUGCUGGUUGUUUUCGAUUUGGUGCCUAUCUCAUUGUGAAUGGACAUAUGCGUUUCAGAGAUGUUAUUCUGGUGUUUUCAGCAAUUGUGUUUGGUGCAGUAGCUCUAGGACAUGCUAGUUCCUUUGCUCCAGACUAUGCGAAAGCCAAGCUGUCUGCUGCACAUUUAUUUAUGUUGUUUGAAAGACAACCUUUGAUUGACAGUUACAGUGAAGAAGGACUGAGACCUGAGAAGUUGGAAGGAAAUGUGACAUUCAAUGAAGUUGUGUUCAACUAUCCUACCCGACCAAAUGUGCCCGUGCUGCAGGGGUUGAACCUCCAGGUAAAGAAAGGUCAGACACUGGCCCUCGUGGGCAGUAGUGGCUGUGGGAAGAGCACGGUGGUCCAGCUCCUGGAACGGUUCUACGACCCUCUAUCUGGAACAGUGUUUCUAGAUGGUCAAGAAGCAAAGAAACUCAAUAUCCAGUGGCUCAGAGCUCAAAUUGGAAUUGUGUCUCAGGAGCCCAUCCUGUUUGACUGUAGCAUUGCUGAGAACAUUGCCUAUGGUGACAAUAGCCGAAUUGUAUCAAAAGAUGAAAUUGUGAAUGCAGCCAAAGCAGCCAACAUACAUCCAUUCAUUGAGACAUUGCCUCAGGCAUACAAUGUUCCAACACCAGGGGCUGGAGUGAUGACACUAGAGAAAUAUGAAACAAAAGUAGGAGAUAAGGGGACUCAGCUCUCAGGAGGUCAAAAACAGAGGAUUGCUAUCGCCCGAGCUCUUAUCAGACAACCUCAAAUCCUUCUGCUGGAUGAAGCUACAUCAGCUUUGGAUACUGAAAGUGAAAAGAUUGUCCAGGAAGCCUUGGACAAGGCCAGAGAAGGGCGCACCUGCAUUGUGAUCGCUCACCGCCUGUCCACCAUCCAGAAUGCAGACCUCAUCGUGGUGUUCCAGAACGGUAGGAUCAAGGAGCACGGCACACACCAACAGCUGCUGGCACAGAAAGGCAUCUACUAUUCCAUGGUCAAUGUUCAGACUGGGACACAGAACUUAUGAACUCUUGUUAUGUCUUAAAAAAUAAAUAUAAAACAUUCUACAACUUUUUUUUUCUAAUUUGUUAAAGAAAUUUUCUAGUUUUAUAUAUA
This is a messenger RNA of Suncus etruscus (white-toothed pygmy shrew), 4159 nucleotides long. RefSeq names its product ATP binding cassette subfamily B member 4 (gene ABCB4). Lineage: Eukaryota; Metazoa; Chordata; Mammalia; Eulipotyphla; Soricidae. Gene Ontology annotation, cellular component: membrane. The coding region runs from base 171 to 4070 and encodes 1299 amino acids. The record is from RefSeq and is a predicted model, not a curated record. The transcript has 29 exons. Gene Ontology annotation, biological process: transmembrane transport. Gene Ontology annotation, molecular function: ATP hydrolysis activity; ATP binding; ABC-type transporter activity.